CAUAUCACACAAUACAAGUCUCAAGUUUUCUAGACGAUGGCUAAUCACAUACCUCAUAUUACUACUUCAUGGCUUCUCUUGAUCAGCUUCACAUGUGCUCUUCUUAUUACUUGUAGUACUGGGCAAUCUGAGGGUGAUCAACAGGCAUGGAAGGUGUGGUGUCUGUGAUCCCAAAUGAAAAGAAGCAGCUUUUGACAACAAGGUCAUGGGACUUCAUGGGCUUCCCUCAAGAAGUCAAGAGAGUAGGAGCUGAAAGUAACAUCAUAGUCGGAAUGCUUGACACUGGAAUCUGGCCUGAAUCCGAUAGCUUCAGCGACGAUGGAUUUGGUCCUCCUCCAAGCAAAUGGAACGGCACUUGCCAAUCCUCAUCCAAUUUCACUUGCAACAAUAAAAUUAUAGGAGCUAAGUACUACAGAAUUGGUGGAAAUUUUCCUCCAGGAGACUUUCAAUCACCAAGAGAUUCAGAAGGUCAUGGCUCUCACACUUCUUCAACAGCAGCUGGGCGCUUAGUAAGCAAUGCCAGUUUAUUUGGGCUUGCCCCAGGAACAGCUCGAGGGGCGGUUCCCUCUGCCCGCAUUGCCGUGUACAAGAUUUGUUGGUCUGAUGGCUGUAAUACUGCUGAUAUCCUUGCUGCAUUUGACGAUGCGAUAGCAGAUGGAGUUGACUUAAUAUCUCUUUCGGUUGGGGGGUUCAUUCCUUUGAACUACUUCGAUGAUGUGAUUGCCAUUGGAGCUUUCCAUUCUAUGAAGAAUGGAAUCCUCACCUCCAACUCUGCUGGUAAUUCGGGUCCGAGUUCUGCAUCAAUUAAAAAUUUUUCACCUUGGUCUCUCUCAGUUGCUGCUAGCACCAUAGACAGAAAAUUUGUCACCAAAGUAAUGCUGGGUAACAAUAUGAUUUACGAGGGUAUCUCCAUAAACACCUUCGAUCUUAACAGCAUGUACCCUUUAAUUUAUGGUGGGGAUGCUCCGAAUACUACAGCAGGUUAUGAUGGAUCUGAAUCCAGAUACUGCUACCCAGGCUCAUUGAAUACAACAUUGGUAAAUGGUACAAUCGUUCUAUGUGAUCAGUUACAUGACGGGACAUCAACAUUACAAGCAGGUGCAAUUGGUACAGUAAUGCAAGGCGAUAGAUUUAAAGAUGUUGCCUUCUUAUUCCCCUUAUCUGCAUCCUACAUGACCCCUCAAAAGGGCUCCCAAGUUUCUCUCUAUAUAAAUUCAACUAGUAAUCCAACGGCAAACAUAGCGAAGAGUAUUGAGAGGAAAGACAAAUUGGCACCGUUUGUUGUUUCGUUUUCAUCAAGGGGACCAAACCCAAUUACAACGGACAUCCUCAAGCCCGAUUUAACUGCACCUGGAGUGGAUAUUCUUGCUGCAUGGUCAGAAGCUACGACAGCGACGGGAAGUGAAGGAGAUACAAGAGUGGUUCCAUAUAAUAUCAUCUCUGGAACAUCCAUGUCCUGCCCACAUGCUGCUGGAGCAGCUGCUUACGUGAAGUCAUUUAAUCCAGAAUGGUCUCCUGCAGCUAUUAAAUCUGCUCUAAUGACCACUGCUUCUCCCAUGAGUGUAGAAACCAAUAGUGAUGCUGAAUUCGCAUAUGGGGCAGGCCAUAUAGAUCCUGUAAAAGCUGCAAAUCCUGGAUUAGUCUACGAUAUCAGAGAGGCUGAUUACGUGACGUUUUUAUGUGGACAAGGAUAUAGCAACAAGUCAUUGAGUCUUGUUACUGGAGAUAACAGUACUACUUGCACUAAAGCCAACAAUGGAACCGUGUGGGACCUAAAUAUGCCUUCUUUUGCACUGUCUACUCAAAGCAGUACUGCACCCAUCACCCGUGUGUUCCAUAGGACUGUGACCAAUUUUGGCUCCCCUGUGUCCGUUUACCAGGCAACAGUGGUUCCUCCACCGGGCCUUGAGGUCAGAGUUGAUCCGAGUGUCCUUACAUUCAAAUCUCUAGGGCAGAAGCAAUCAUUCGUUGUGACAGUCAACGGCACCAUUAGCAAAUAUGUGCUUUCAGGUUCCUUGGUGUGGGAUGAUGGGGUGUAUCAAGUGAGGAGCCCCAUAGUCGCCUCAUUAAAUUAAGUUCUGGACAACAUGUUUGCCCAAUUUUUUUCAACAAGUGUAU
Camellia sinensis is the source of this 2118-nucleotide messenger RNA. The record is from RefSeq and is a predicted model, not a curated record. NCBI's taxonomy places the organism in Eukaryota, Viridiplantae, Streptophyta, Magnoliopsida, Ericales, Theaceae.